Messenger RNA from Sphenostylis stenocarpa, 156 nucleotides. NCBI's taxonomy places the organism in Eukaryota, Viridiplantae, Streptophyta, Magnoliopsida, Fabales, Fabaceae. The record is from the annotation of a GenBank genome assembly.
UACUAUGAUCGUUGUGGUUGUCGGAGAGAUGGAGUCAGUUGUACUGUCAUUGACCUGCAUCACGCCUCCCUUGGCUUGUGUCGCUCUCUUGGUUGGGUUGUUGUUGUCAUCGAUGUUGUCUUCUCUCCCUUAUUGUUGCCCUCUAUUCUUGGUUAA